AUGACAUCAAACAGAAUAUGGCUCGUCCUGCCACUGGCCAUCAUGCUGGCGACACUAAUCCUGGCCAAGAGCUCUGUCCAGGCAGCACCAGUCGAGGAGGUGAACAAGGGCCCGAAGCAGGACCAGUUGAGUUCCACAAUUGAGAUGGACAGGCAACGCAUCGACUGCAAAUUGACUCUCGAUGCGGCGACAAUGGACUCGUUAGGCUGCCACGAUGAGGUGGUGGCUGCUGCUGCUGCUGCUGUGCCGGAGGCAAGUAGCACGGAUAAUAAGCCGGUCCAACUGCAGCGCCACUUGAAGUCCUCCGAUAGUCAGCCCAUCUAUGAAUUACAAUUGGUUGUUUGGCCCAGUGACAUUGAGGAUGGUGAUGACUUCAAUCCGCUAGAGGAUAGUACUACCACCACAACAACAACAACAACAACACCAACAACAACACCAACACCAAUAAGCACUACAACAACAACAAAAACUACGACCAUAACACCACCCACAACCACAACAACAACAACAACACCUAUUGAACAAAUCUGGCCAUUGUAUGAGGAUCAAUUGGUUGUAUUUCCGCAAAUGGACUUUGAAGAGGAAAAUCUUGAUUAUUUCUUGGAUGAAGCAGCUCCAGCAGCACCAGCAAUAUCUGCAACCACUGCACGUCCCUGGCCCAUAGAUCCCACUGGCACAACCACACCAACACCCACUUAUGUUGUUGAAAAUUAUCACGUCAUACAUCCCAAUGGAACCGAAGAGUACAAAUUAGUGCUGAGCAACGGACUGGCGAACUAUAAGAAACUCUACACGAAGCGGGUGGGCGAACGGCAGAUCAAUGUGCAGGAGGGCUACAAUUCGGUGCCCAUCGCAGGUCGACGCAAUCUGAUACAAACGCAGUAUUUCAUCGCCGAUGAGCGUGGCUACAAUGUCUAUAGGAUUGAGCAAAACUAUCAUCAGCCAGGGUUGCCCAAACAUUUGCAUUACAAAGCCACAAAAGCGUCCAAUAUGUGAGCAGGGAUGGGGAUGAGAACAAGCAUUCGAAAAUGCGCGAUGCACAGUGGUCGGAACUACAUAGGAGUAGCACUUAAUAAUUUUUUUUUCAUUUUUUUUUUUAACUUUUAAUACGUCCGGAAUAAAUUGUUU
This is a messenger RNA of Drosophila obscura, 1128 nucleotides long. Its product is annotated as mucin-17. The transcript is spliced from 3 exons. The record is from RefSeq and is a predicted model, not a curated record. The coding region runs from base 1 to 996 and encodes 331 amino acids. Lineage: Eukaryota; Metazoa; Arthropoda; Insecta; Diptera; Drosophilidae.